UCAAUUCAUCCAGUUUCAUUUCAUUCAUUGCGGGAUUUAGUUGUUUUGUGUAAUUACAACAGUUUGUAAAAUUUCGAUGUUUAACAUAUUUUACCCAUUUCACAGACCGGAAUUUUACAUCAAUAUGUUGUGUGUUGUUGAGCUCUAGUGCCGGUGAUAAACUAAUUUCGUACCUUAAUUUUUGAUUGUAACGUGAAGCAAAAACAUCCAAAAUGAGGCUGGCGGGAACCAUUUUCUCAAAUGUGACGAAAAUGCUGGACUUUUAUUCGCAGUUUAAUCCAUCGCCUUUGUCUAUAAAGCAGUUUAUAGAUUUUGGUUUAAAUGCGUGUGAAAAGAAAUCAUACAUAUUCCUUAGGAAGGAGUUACCAGUGAGACUGGCGAACAUAAUGAAAGAGAUAGCGCUACUACCCGAGAACCUGCUUCGGAUGCCGUCGGUGGGUCUCGUGAACCAGUGGUAUGAGCGCUCCUUCGCGGAGAUCAUUUGGUUUGAGAAGAUGGAUCCAGAGCAGAAAGUCCUAAGCGAAUUCUGCGAGCGACUAGUCCACAUCCGAAACCGGCAUGCGGACGUAGUCCAAACCAUGGCCCAGGGCGUUUUGGAACUGAAGGAGUCACACGAAGUUGACUGCGGGGUCGAACAUUCCAUACAAUACUUUCUGGAUAGAUUCUAUAUGAGCCGCAUCUCUAUAAGAAUGCUGAUUAAUCAACACACAAUCCUCUUCGGCGAGCAACCCGUCGGCGCUAAGCAAGCAUCCGUCAACGGCAUGGGCAACGGCGGCCGGCAUAUCGGGUGCAUCGACCCGGCGUGCGACGUGGCGGGCGUCGUGCGGGACGCGUACGAGAACGCGCGGUUCCUGUGCGACAGAUAUUAUCUGGCGUCGCCGGAGCUGGUGCUUCUACAGUCUGGAGUCCCAAGCGAGCGGCCACUGCCCGUUAUCUACGUGCCGUCCCACCUGUACCACAUGCUUUUCGAGCUGUUCAAGAACGCCAUGCGAGCGACGAUGGAGAGCCACGAGAGCUGCCCGCCGCCUAUUACUGUCAAUAUUGUGCCCGGGAAAGAGGAUGUGUCUGUCAAGAUGUCAGACCUGGGUGGCGGUAUACCCCGCAGCGCUUCAGAUCUCCUGUUCAAAUAUAUGUACAGCACAGCGCCUCAGCCUUCAAAAUCUGACUCGCACACCGUACCGCUGGCCGGUAAGACUUACGGAACUGACUUAUUCCGUCUAUUCCAUAAAUAUUUCCAUUGAAACUUUUGUAUAGUUUCAUGUGUCCCCAAUAUUUAUUUAUUAACUGUAAUGAUUUUUGUCCUCCAGGCGCUCUCAAACGAAGCGAACGAGCUCCUCCCGAUCUUCAACAAGACUUCAACCAAGUUCUAUCGGCCCUCAGCACAGUUGGCUGACUGGUCGGGCAGUCUACAGACGGCCGGCCCAGCGAAGGGCAGUCGCGAGAAAGUCUCCCCUCUGUCCCACAGCGUAGCGUAAUAUGUUUACAAUCUGGCAAAAAUGAGUAGAAAAUUGUGCGUGGAGUCCCUAGGAAGAAGUGAAACUUCGUAACAUACUUCGUUUCCCGUGAUCAUGAUGCGCGGACUGCGUAAAUAUCGGGAGCUCGACAAAAAUCAAAAAGGUAAUCACGGUCUAAUAAGUCUAAUGAUAA
Messenger RNA from Leguminivora glycinivorella, 1647 nucleotides. It is a transcript of the gene Pdk, whose product is annotated as pyruvate dehydrogenase (acetyl-transferring) kinase, mitochondrial. NCBI's taxonomy places the organism in Eukaryota, Metazoa, Arthropoda, Insecta, Lepidoptera, Tortricidae. The transcript is spliced from 11 exons. Gene Ontology annotation, biological process: protein phosphorylation; regulation of glucose metabolic process. Gene Ontology annotation, cellular component: mitochondrion. The record is from RefSeq and is a predicted model, not a curated record. Gene Ontology annotation, molecular function: pyruvate dehydrogenase (acetyl-transferring) kinase activity.